Messenger RNA from Blepharisma stoltei, 314 nucleotides. NCBI's taxonomy places the organism in Eukaryota, Ciliophora, Heterotrichea, Heterotrichida, Blepharismidae. The record is from the annotation of a GenBank genome assembly.
AUGUGAAGACCUCUACUGAAAGAUAAUUUGUAUUGUAUAUACUAAAAUAGAUUAAAUUUGAAGCCUUUGCGUUAUAUGACUAAGCAUAAAAUCUCAUUUAAUAUUUGGUUAUUAGUUUUUCCUUAUUUGCCUAUGAGGGUAUAACUAAUAUAUUUUUAUUGGUUCAAUCAAAAUCAGAAUUAAACUGCAAGUACCGGAUAUUAAUUUUUGAAGGAAAAUUAAAAAUUACUAAAAAUUUGCUAAAGCUCUAUUUUUUGAACUUAUUCUAUGUGUGGCAAAGCACGGAAACAGAAAAUUUUAUACACCAUUCUUAA